AUGGCUUCCACGCGAUAUCUCGAGCUCCAAAGAAGCGGGAGACUUGGCGCAAUGAAGGAGGAGGAAGAAACUCUCCUUGAGCAGAAUGAUGCCGGUCAAACAUUCGUCUCUCGCUCCUCGACCACUAGGAGAGUGUCUUCUGUGUGUCGCAAGUCCACCAUGGUGCUGAAAGACCUCAUUCUCCUUGGCCUUGCCAUCCCCACUCUCAUUACACUCUUCCAAAGCUCCGUCACCCAUUUCCAACAUGCAUCAGCUCCGGGCUCUGGCGUUUCCUUUGCGCUGCCCGGGUGCAACUGCGGCGACUCGGUCGCGCAGGCGGUCGAGCUCAACUGUCAAUACGACACGCUGGCCGCCGCGUGGCUGCCGCCGCACUGCCGCGACGACGAGCUGACGGCCGAGUUUGACGCCUUUGGAGACGGUCCCAACGGCACCUGGAUGUAUUGGGCCGACGCGCAGCACACGAAGGCGAUCGCGGUGCAGGACCUGGGGGCGCUCGCUGACCGGCCGCGAGGCGGGCCGUUUUACACGACGCACCGGUGGCACUUGAUGCACUGCUUCUUUUACUGGCGCAAGUCGAUUCGCGCAAAGAGUCGAGGGACCAUGCUGGAGCUGCGCUAUGAGAAUGAUGGGCACGCAAAGCACUGUGCGCAGAUGCUGGGUGCGGAUGGGAACAAGGGCGCGCAGGCUGGUGUCGUAUUGAACAGCAAUCGGUGGGAGGCUUUGGGAUGA
This is a messenger RNA of Cordyceps militaris CM01, 729 nucleotides long. RefSeq lists its product as uncharacterized. The transcript has 2 exons. The coding region runs from base 1 to 729 and encodes 242 amino acids. The record is from RefSeq and is a predicted model, not a curated record. NCBI's taxonomy places the organism in Eukaryota, Fungi, Ascomycota, Sordariomycetes, Hypocreales, Cordycipitaceae.